GUUGUUGUUGUCCUUUUUUAUUACUUAUUUUUUUCCCUGUCGUCGGCCGCGCACAUAAUUUUGGUAAUGCGAGUGCGAUGGUAUGUUUGAAUUUCGUUACGCCGCGUUUCAGUGUGAAAAUUUCUCUUUGUCCCAUUGCGCUGCUUUCGCCGUUGAAACGGGACCACCGUCGCCGUAACUGAUGCUUUUGCUGUUCUGUCCGUCGAUAAUUAUUAUCAGGACAACACACCGUUCGGCGUCUGUGUGUUUUUGUGCGUGAUUUAUUUAUUCAUUUUUUUUUUUUUUGACGUAAUUUUUUAAUCCUCGUGUUUAAGUCUGCAAGUUUGUGUCUGUGUUUAACGAUCUUAUUACCCGCGUCCGUGCUGGGUGCGCACACGUUUUUAAACGGGAUAACGUGGACGUUAUGGAACAACAGCAACAACAAUUUUGUUUGCGAUGGAACAACCAUCAGAACACAUUGAUAUCGGUGUUCGACAGUUUGCUAGAGAGUGGAUCACUGGUGGAUUGCGCUUUGGCUGCUGAGGGACAGUGUAUGAACGCUCACAAAGUCGUACUCUCAGCUUGCAGCCCUUAUUUUGCAAUGCUGCUAAAUCAACAUUUUGACAAGUAUCCUGUACUUAUCUUAAAGGAUGUAACAUAUCAAGAGUUACGGUCUAUGAUGGAUUACAUGUACCGUGGUGAAGUCAAUAUUACUCAGGAGCAACUUGGAUCAUUUUUAAAAGCAGCAGAGUCCUUACAAAUUAAAGGACUAACAGAAAGUAGCGGUCGAUCUGAUAGAAAAGUUGAUGCGCGAAAGAGUGUUGCAAGAAAUAGCUCCCCAGGAUUACCUAAAAAAUCAGUAACUCCUAAAAUUGUCGAAAGUUCAUUUGAGCCAACCAUGACUGUACCACCACCAACUGUAGCAUCAAUACCAAAUACUAAAAGACGAAAAUUAGUACAACCAGUGAAGAAUUUCAGUAGUCUUGUAGUUUCUCCAGUAAAUCCAAGUCGUACAAAUGCUAAUAACUUGGAUGUUAACAAUACACCCAAUCAUACUGCACCUAGUUUAGCUGGGGAAGGUAAGGCAAACAUACCUUCUCCUCCAAUCAUUCCUAAACCUGUAGUAGAAUCAGCAAAUGUCAAAGUUGAAGAAGAUAAAUCUGAUUCUAAUGGUUUAGUAGUUGAUGAAAAGGAUGAAAAUGGUUAUUGGCCUUCAAAUGCUUCAUUAAAUGAAGUGAAAAGAGAAAAAACAGAUACUGAAGAAGAAGCUAGUGAGAGUGAUUCUAAUGUUCAAAAUGAUGUAUGUACAACAAGUACAAAUGUUUGCAAUAUGACUUCACAAAUCAAUAUGAAUAAUUUUCGUCCCGAAGAAGGCAUGGAAUUAACAGAAUAUGGAGGUAUGAAUAUUCCCUCAAAUAUGCAAGAUCAAGGUUUUCCUUUGGGUUCCUUAUGGUGGAAAAACUUUGAACAAAAUUCCAAAUAUGUUCGUACUACUCAAGCCAACCCAUUCAGUUGUCAACAUUGCGGUAAGAGAUAUCGAUGGAAGAGUACACUAAAACGUCAUGAAGUUUUUGAAUGUGGUGGUAAAGAGCCUGUUCAUCGUUGUCCUCAUUGUGAGUAUCGCGCUAAGCAAAGUGGUAAUCUUAGGGUGCACAUACGCAAGUAUCACACAGCUUUAGAGUAAGUUCCUAGAUGCCUCACAACAUCCAUUUAAAAGGUUUGAGAAGUUUAUGCUCUCUGACUUUUUUAUUUUUAUUUUUAUUUUUUGUAUUUAACAAAUAUAUUUGCUCAUUGUUGUGAUUUCAUGGAAACUUCAUCGAUCAGGGUUCAGUAUUAGCAUAAAAUUUUUAAAUGAAACGAAACUUAUUUUCCUAAUUUGUUUGAACAAUUAUUUUUAAGCUCAAUUAUUUGGAAUUUUUUCAUUUAAAUGACAUUACAAAUUAAAUUUUUUUUUUCGCAAUAUAUUGAGUGUUCAAAAUGUUUUAGACAACUUAAUUUGUUUCCUAGACAUGGAAUUAUGCUUACAUGUUGUUCUCAUUGUUUAAUUAGACAUUUUGGACACUUGUGUUUUUGUGUAAUGUUAUUUGCAUGUAACUAUAUUAAUACUUUUUUGUAAUUGUAGGACAGUGUGCGUAUUAUUUUAUUAUGUAAUAUUAAUAUUAUGUAUACAGUAUUUAAGGAUUAACCGCUACACUUGUUCCUAAAACGUAACAAUAAUUAAAUAUGAUGAUACAUGUUGAUAAAUAUAA
Messenger RNA from Daktulosphaira vitifoliae (grape phylloxera), 2228 nucleotides. Its product is annotated as protein tramtrack, beta isoform-like. Gene Ontology annotation, molecular function: protein binding. The transcript has 4 exons. Gene Ontology annotation, cellular component: nucleus. The record is from RefSeq and is a predicted model, not a curated record. The coding region runs from base 404 to 1663 and encodes 419 amino acids. Gene Ontology annotation, biological process: regulation of transcription by RNA polymerase II. NCBI's taxonomy places the organism in Eukaryota, Metazoa, Arthropoda, Insecta, Hemiptera, Phylloxeridae.